AAAAAAGAAAGUGGGAGGUGACGUGAACCAAACAUUUACUCACGACAAGGCUCUUCAUAUUUCAUCCAGAGGAGCGCAUGGAUUCGGGCUCAGGCACACUGCCCGCCACUGUUCUGGAUGCUGCACAGACUGAAUCAGGAGGCUGUCCCUCAAUCUGAACAUAAUUAUCGUACAUAAUACUGAUAGCUGCAACUGUGACAGCUUGAACUAAGCAGACAGAGGAACAGUGCAGGAGCUGUUGUUUCGUGUACAGUACCGGUGUAGACAGUACGGUGGAGAUGGAGCGGUGGAAAGGCAGAGUGGCCCUGGUGACCGGAGCCUCGGUGGGGAUUGGAGCGGCUGUAGCCCGGGCACUGGUCCAGCAAGGCAUGAGGGUUGUCGGCUGUGCCAGGAGUGUCGACAAAAUAGAGAAGCUGGCAGCAGAAUGUCAGAGUGCAGGCUACAGUGGCACACUGAUCCCUUACAAGUGUGACCUGUCCAACGAGGAGGAGAUCCUGUCCAUGUUUUCAGCAAUCAAGACGCUGCACAAGGGCGUGGACGUAUGCAUCAACAAUGCCGGGCUGGCCCACAAUGAGCCCUUGCUCAGCGGAAAGACAGAGGGCUGGAGGAACAUGAUCGACGUGAAUGUCUUAGCCUUGUCUAUCUGCACCCGUGAGGCGUACAAGUCAAUGAAGGAGAGGAAUGUGGACGAUGGCCACAUCAUCAAUAUUAACAGUAUGGGUGGGCAUCGAAUGGUGCCUAGUGCUGAUGAGCAUUUCUACUGUGCCACUAAAUACGCUGUGACUGCUUUGACUGAGGGGAUACGGCAAGAACUUCGAGAAGCAAACACCCACAUCAGAGCAACAUGUAUAUCUCCUGGAAUAGUGGAGACUGAGUUUGCCUUCCGGCACCACAACAGUGAUCCAGAGAAAGCAGCUGCAGUGUAUGAAAGUAUGAAGUGUUUGAAAGCAGAAGACAUAGCCAGUGCAGUCACAUUUGUCCUCAGUGCCCCUCCUCAUGUCCAGAUUGGAGAUGUGCAGAUGAGGCCAGUAGACCAGGUGUCAUAGCAGUGAAACAGGAAGCUGCAGGAGGAGCAGACAGACAGCAGCCAUGGUGACUCCUUAGCGACCUCUGCUGGGUAAGGGUUGGGGGGUGGGGUGGGGGAUAAAACAAAUCAACUACAGCUGUGUUGGCUCUGCAAGGACGUGGUCAAAGAGGGCUGGAGCCUUAAGGAGGCUAUGCGAGGAAAUGAAGGGCGUGGACUUUGUGAACCACUAUAAAAAUACUACUGAAUGCAGCCACCUGGUAUUUGUUAAUUGUUGAGCCCAGUCCUGAACUGAGCUAACUCCAAAACUACAGUAGGAACAAAUAACAAAGGAGAGAGUUGCUGCUGUGCUAUGUGGUCAUCUCCAUGGUCAUCACUUCAGAGGGAAGAGUAUGCCAUUGAUUGCACGUUUUCUUUGUUUUUGUAGGUCAUAUGACAUAUCGUUUUUGAAAUUGAAUGGAAGGAGUAAUUGCUGUUUGUAAGAAUGACCUUUUCUUGUUUAAUUUUUGUUUUAUAACUAUUUAAACUUUUGAUUAUAGAUAGAAGUGGUCUCAUACUCACUAACCAUAGACAAUGCUAUGUCCUACCGACUGUAACUAACCAUCAACAGUCUGUCCAUCCUGACACCUUUACUUACCGUAUGUUCUCACAAACACAUUCAGUUACCCUUGUUUGGAUCUAUCCAGGUUUCAACCCCAUUGUAGGAAUCAGGAAAAGUACAGGGGCCCUUGUUUGUUAAGCACAUGGGUUUCUACUAUCCACCUUUUUGCCUGUGUAAUUUCAGUCGUUCUGCACUUUUGGAUUCAUUUAUGAGGAAUUAUAAGAAGGAAACACUGGCAACUUAUAUAGAAGAAACUAACUAUGUGUACAUACCCUAGAAAUGUGUACCUUUUCAGUGGAAGUUUCUCCUUUAAAUGAAUAAAUAAAAACAAUUGCCCAGAAGUAA
Sander lucioperca (pikeperch) is the source of this 1970-nucleotide messenger RNA. It is a transcript of the gene dhrs11a, whose product is annotated as dehydrogenase/reductase (SDR family) member 11a. The record is from RefSeq and is a predicted model, not a curated record. Lineage: Eukaryota; Metazoa; Chordata; Actinopteri; Perciformes; Percidae. The transcript has 7 exons. Bases 279 to 1046 code for a protein of 255 amino acids.